Messenger RNA from Oikopleura dioica, 768 nucleotides. The record is from the annotation of a GenBank genome assembly. Lineage: Eukaryota; Metazoa; Chordata; Appendicularia; Copelata; Oikopleuridae.
AUGUUCGUCGAAAGCGAGUACGUCCAGGAGCACUUCAAGACCUUUCAAGACGGCAUUUGGACGGCUUUCGUGUUUUUGACGAUGGAUGGGUGGCGAAUGAACUUCCAGAGCGGCUUCGACUUCUACGACUACGGCAAAGACACGGAACUCGGCGACCGGGAGCUCAUUUUCAUCUUUUGGUACUUUGUCAACAUUCUGCUCAUCAUUCUCUUCAGCAUCAUCAUGAACUCAAUGAUCGUCGCCCGGGUCGUGACAAACUUGGACAACGCGAUGCUGGAGCAAGACGCGAUCCGAGACUCAGAGAAAGAUACAGACGAUCAGGAAGAAAAGAAGCCCACUCAGGUGGAAGAAAACAACAACCAAAUGGACGACGGGGACGAAGCAUCCCUUAUCUUUAUGGCCAAUCAUCCAGCCUUCCAGAAACUUAAGCAGAAGCCGCUUUUCAAAACUGGUCUCGGAAACAUGAAUAUUGACAGAGUCGAGGAUGUACUCAUGAUUAUCAACGCUCUGGAAAGAAACUUGCGGGAAUACACUCGAAUCCGCGAGAAACUGUGCCGAAUCAUGGAAGAAAUGCAGAUUCUGAACGAUCCGUUGACGACCAACAACGAAGCCCUGCGCGUUCUCGCCUGCACCGCCGCUGGUCAAGAGCUGCGCGAAUCUGCGAAUCUGACGGGGCCGCUUUCCUACCGCCAAAGUCAAAGUAUUCGCCAGAGCAUGUCCAAGUCCAUUAUUGCCAGACAAACUUCUGUUAUGCGGCAUCGAAUGUAA